Cladophialophora yegresii CBS 114405 is the source of this 1047-nucleotide messenger RNA. RefSeq lists its product as uncharacterized. The record is from RefSeq and is a predicted model, not a curated record. Gene Ontology annotation, molecular function: (3R)-hydroxyacyl-[acyl-carrier-protein] dehydratase activity. Gene Ontology annotation, cellular component: mitochondrion. Lineage: Eukaryota; Fungi; Ascomycota; Eurotiomycetes; Chaetothyriales; Herpotrichiellaceae. The transcript has a single exon. Bases 1 to 1047 code for a protein of 348 amino acids.
AUGAAGUCCCGCGUCUUGCCGACCGAAGAAGGUCUAUGGGACAAGGACAAUAUCCGAGCCUUGCGUAAAACACUCCAGAGCCACCUCUUGUUGCCGCAAUUUUCAUAUCCCAAUCACGUCCCUCCGGGCUAUCACCAAGUGUCAUUCAACAGUCUACCUGAUGAGCAUGAGCUUUCCCAUGAUGGCGCCGAACAGCGUCAUGCUCCUAACGACGAAUGGAAAUUUCGCGUAUGGACUGGAGGUCAUCUGGACUUCCAAAAACCUUUCCUUUGGACUGAGGGGCGUCAUGGACCCGUGUCCGUUGCUGUUAACGAAAAGAUUACCGACACACGACUUGUUGGCAACGCCGAUGCGCACAAUGCGAAAGUUAUGGUUACAAUAACAAAAAAUCUGUUUGCGCCCGAGCUUGAUGCUCAGGGGCAACCUGUCCGUGGCAGUCGCAACCAGAUUUGUAUGUCAAAGGCCGAACACAAUAUCCUGAUCAGAGAGCAAAAGUACCUAUGUUUCAUGCGUGAGAUUCCGGAUAGCCUCAAGUCAGCGUCUGCAGUCCGCAAGAUAGCGUUUCCGUCAGACCCGGACUAUUCACAAACCAUGAUACCCUCGGCAACCCUGCUCUUUAGAUUCAGUGCUCUGACGCGCAAUGCUCAUGUUAUUCAUCUCGACGGCGACUACACCCGACAAGUGUACGGCCUUCCCAAACUUCUGGUACAUGGUCCGCUUACAUCAGUGUUGAUGUUGGAUGUGCUUGGAAAGGCUCUAGCACUCAAAAUUCAUGGAGAAGCAUCCGCCCUCACAAUUCGAAACUUUCAGUAUAAAAAUCUCCUCCCUCUCUUCGUGCAUGAGCCCAUCACCAUAGCCUGUAGGAGAUUGCACGAUACAAAGCCUGACACGACCAAAGACCAGAACGGAUUUGCAGCAGCAUGGCAAAAAUGGGAUGUCUGGAUUCAGAAAGGAGAGGGCAGAGACGCGACUUUAGCAGUUCGCGGUUCGGCCAUGGUGUCGCCAGAGCCGUGCCCUGCCUCGGAACGAGAACGAGAUCCUUUCUGA